UACCAGUACAGAGUCUGCAAACCACAAACAUAUCAUUUGCUCGUCUCUCUGUCUCUCUCAUGGCCACUGCUGCUGCAGCUGGUCGCUGUCUUUCGCAUUUCAUGGAUUUAGAGUCGGUGAAAAGCAGCAGUACUGCUAUUUCGUGCAAUUCAAGCUGCAGGCUUUCUCACCAUAGAAAAUAUCAGGUUUGCAGACUAUCCAUGAAUGGUUGCCAGGGAGACCCAACAGUCCCAGUGUCUACAACCGAAACCCUCACAUUUCCAAUGGUUCCGUCUCCUUCAUCGGCCGUGGACACACUCAAUGUAGCCAUUUCAGCUUUGAAAUCCAACCCACCUGUUCAUUCUUCUGGGAUUAUUCGUCUCCAGGUACCAAUCCAAGAACAAAUAGAGGCGCUUGAUUGGCUCCAUGCGCAGCGCAACCUUCUCCCCCGCUGUUUCUUCUCCGGCCGAAGCCUCACCGACGGUUCUGAUCUUCUCCUCACAAACGGAAAUGCCCGCACCGCAACUGUACACACUUUACUCAGUGUUGCCGGCGUCGGUUCCGCAGUGUUCUUCCGCUGUCUCCAUCAAUUUUCCUACAGUGAUUGGAAAUCCAUCAAGAGGUUCCUUUCUACUGAAUGUCCAUUGAUUCGUGCCUAUGGGGCGAUUCGUUUUGAUGCAAGUGCUAACAUAUCAUCUGAAUGGGAGAAUUUUGGUGCAUUUUACUUUAUUAUUCCUCAGGUUGAGUUUGAUGAGCUAAAAGGAAGUUCAAUGCUUGCUGCAACAAUUGCAUGGGAUGAUGACCUCGCAUGGUCAUGGGGAAAGGCCAUUGAUGCACUUCAAGCUACAAUGAGUCAGGUUUCUUCAUUUGUUGUAAAGCUACGGAAAGAAGUUACUAGAACAGUAAUUCUUAGCAAUGAUCACAUUCCCAGUAAGAUGUAUUGGAAUCUUGCUGUUAAGAGGGCUUUAGAGAUAAUCAACAGCAGCAGCUCUCCUCUAAUUAAGGUCGUGCUUGCACGUAGUAGCCGAGUUGUGACUGCUAGUGAUAUUGAUCCAAUAACGUGGUUAGCUUGUCUGCAGGUUGAAGGGAAAAAUGCUUAUCAAUUUUUUCUGCAACCUCCUGAUGCACCAGCAUUUAUUGGGAACACGCCAGAGCAACUAUUUCACAGAAAAUGUCGAAUGAUUAGUAGUGAGGCAUUAGCUGGAACCCGUGCUAGAGGUGGAUCAAUGGCUCUAGAUCUACAAAUAGAACAUGAUUUACUUUCCAGUCCCAAAGAUCACCUGGAGUUUACCAUAGUGAGAGAAAGCAUAAGGAAAAAAUUAGAGGCUGUAUGUAAUAGGGUGGUGAUUCAACCAAAGAAAGCUAUAAGGAAACUUCAAAGAGUUCAACAUUUAUAUGCCCAAUUGGCAGGAAAAUUACUAUCUGAGGAUGAUGAGUUUCACAUCUUGUCUUCUCUCCAUCCAACUCCAGCAGUUUGUGGAUUUCCGACGGAGGAGGCACGUGUGUUAAUUGGAGAAACUGAAGUAUUUGACAGAGGGAUGUAUGCUGGGCCCAUUGGUUGGUUUGGAGGGGGAGAGAGUGAAUUUGCUGUUGGCAUCAGGUCAGCACUAGUAAAAAAGGGUCUUGGUGCAUUGAUCUAUGCUGGAACAGGAAUAGUUGAAGGUAGCAACCCAUCUCUAGAGUGGGAUGAACUCGAACUCAAAAUAUCUCAGUUUGCAAAGUUUCUUGAACUUGAGGAGCCUUUGAGACCUAAAGUUGAAAAUUUUGGAACAGUCAACUGAAAAGCUUACAUUGAGAAGAAUGGUUUGAAUGCUACAUUCUGGAAGUGUUUCCAUUUUUCCAGAAAGCCCUGAGCUGAAUUGGCUAUGGUCUCUCUUAGAAGUCCAAAUACAUUUGUUGAUUGUCCUGUUGUGCUGCACACUAGCUGUAGCUUGGUAUGGAUUUUCCACUGAGAUCAAUGUGUAGUUGCUGGGCAAGCAGUAACAGCUGUGGGCAUACUCUAGCUGUAGCUAAAUCUGAUAUGCAUUCUUUGAUUCUAUGUAUAUUAGAAACGGGGUCUGCUAAUUUCCAAUUUCUUCAUUGUACACUUAUUGAAGAAACCUCAGCCUCAUGCAAUGUAUAGGCACCAGUCUAGAAAGUUAUCCUGUUGAGUUAAUGAAAUAAUUUAAAUUUUCCUCGUUACAUUAGUGCUUCCUCGACUUACUGCAUCUGCACAUGUAUCUUAGUUAUGUUUCUAUAUCUUCAUCUCUUGCUACUUCAAGAUUGGAAAAUAUUUUCCCACGAAUUGGUAAAUAUACUCUAGUGAUUUUAGCAAUAGAGUGAGUACAUAAGCAUGAGACCGAUGGCUUGAGGAGAAGGCUUCGUCAUUGGUAUUGAAGAUUACAGCUAUCGCAUCUUGGAUUGAAUUGGAGCUCAUAUUCGAUAGUGGUAGUUGACUACUAAUGUUAAGGUCUUAUGCCGUACAUGUCACCAUUUGUUUCCUUUCAUAAGCUGCUUUAGGAUGUCUUUGGCUAAUAGAGAACAUAUAUAUAUAUAUAUAUAGCUUUUUAGAUGGCCACUAGUAGUAUUUGGUUUGAACAAUUACAAGCUAGAUAUAUGCAUCUCUGUAACCCAGGGAUAGAAACUGUACAAUUCUGAAAAUGACAGGUAGCGGGGUGUAGAUUUUACAACCGUUAAGAGACAAACAGAGAGAUCUGUAGAGAUAUUUUGAUUUGCUGGGCUUGCUUUAUUUGAUUUUGAAGAUGGGCUUUAGUUGUAAGAUUUUGGGCCUGUUGUGGAUUUAGGCCUUUGAUACAUGACAUGCUCUUUAUAUAGAACUUAUAGCAGUGCAAACACUUUGCAAUUUUGAAUGGGAAACGGUUCCCUGGCUAAGAAUGGUGGGGUUUCUUGCUGCC
This is a messenger RNA of Tripterygium wilfordii, 2873 nucleotides long. Its product is annotated as isochorismate synthase 2, chloroplastic-like. NCBI's taxonomy places the organism in Eukaryota, Viridiplantae, Streptophyta, Magnoliopsida, Celastrales, Celastraceae. The transcript is spliced from 16 exons. Gene Ontology annotation, biological process: phylloquinone biosynthetic process. The coding region runs from base 60 to 1760 and encodes 566 amino acids. The record is from RefSeq and is a predicted model, not a curated record. Gene Ontology annotation, cellular component: plastid. Gene Ontology annotation, molecular function: isochorismate synthase activity.